AUGCCCAGACCUGUUCACGGCUCAGCUUUAUAUUGGUCAGUGCCUUUGACACUUGCAGCAGCAACAGCCUUUUAUUCGCUUAGAAGCAGAGCAGCUUCAGUACAGCCACUACGAUUUGUACCAUCGGGAGAGCCAUCGAGCGACCAUCAAAACUUGGAACGUAUUCGAGAAGAUUGGAAGCAGCGUAACCAAGGCAUUGGAUUGCGUGAUGUGAGCCGAAGCGGCGGUGGAGUCUAA
Molecule: messenger RNA, 237 nt
Organism: Lichtheimia ornata
Lineage: Eukaryota; Fungi; Mucoromycota; Mucoromycetes; Mucorales; Lichtheimiaceae
Exons: 3
Coding region: 1-237 (78 amino acids)
Source: RefSeq, a predicted model, not a curated record